AUGGAAUUGCCCCCAGUCUCCACAGAUCGGGUUACAUACCCGGGAAACAAGACAGAUAUUGAAGACCAAGAACAACCUCUAGAAGAGGAAUCACAGUCAGGGGAUAUGGACCCUUUAGAAGAUGUAAUCACUUCACGUGGACUUCAGGAAAGGGCAGGCCUGCAAUUAGACCAAGUGCUGAAAGUGCAGCAACUGAAUGAGGCUUCGGACUUCACUGUCACGGAUCUUGACAAAAACGUGACAACAAACACAAGUCAGGAAUCUACCGAUAUGAACGAAAUGGUUCUUUGUUCUGGUCAAUUAAUUUACUCCAGACGCAGGCUCGCCUGGCCCGGUUGGAAGCAUUGUCUGAGGAAGUUUUGUUAA
Molecule: messenger RNA, 366 nt
Organism: Aspergillus oryzae RIB40
Lineage: Eukaryota; Fungi; Ascomycota; Eurotiomycetes; Eurotiales; Aspergillaceae
Exons: 3
Coding region: 1-366 (121 amino acids)
Source: RefSeq, a predicted model, not a curated record